Molecule: messenger RNA, 971 nt
Organism: Yamadazyma tenuis ATCC 10573
Lineage: Eukaryota; Fungi; Ascomycota; Pichiomycetes; Serinales; Debaryomycetaceae
Source: RefSeq, a predicted model, not a curated record
ACUCACCCCCAACCAUGUUCAAACAACUCGGGAAGUUCAAGGACAAAGCCAAAAAGGCCUUGGAUGACUUGGCCAACACUAUCGAGCACCAGCUAGUGCCUCGUGCACGCUCGCCCGUGCCAGUGCGUGUUCCGGUCUCCGGGCCUAGAAGGAAACCCUUCAGAAACAAUUACCGAGACUAUAGUACUAGUGCCCCCAAAUUCACUUCUCAAUUCCAAGUGCCCGUGGAAAGCACAGGACUCGCCCAGUACGCUCUUCGUACCGCCACUGCCAAUUCGGCCCCACGCGGGACGCUGGUCCGACUCUCACAGAAGCUUUGCAGUUUCUAUCGGACAAAACUCGUGGAGUCUGCAUUCCAAUGGUCCUUUGUGAACGUGAUGACUCGUUUCACCGUCAUAAAUGAUAAGUCGCGCUUCUACAAUAGCCUCACAAACACCUACGAUAAUGUCGGGUGCAGAGUAAUGAUGAACAAUCCAUUACCUGUCAAACAGGAAGUGCAUGGGUUAACAGUGAGCGAUAUUAUUGGAGGAUUGGAGUCAAAAAUGGCCGAAAUCACAUGGUGUGUUGAUGCGCUUAAAUCUCUCCAGCAAUUGGGAGACUUGCCAGCAUCUUGUGGAGCUCGAAUUGCCGUUCAUUUCGACAAUUUGACCAAAAAAGAGCUCUCUGACUUGUUAGCCGACCAGCAAGCGGAUUUCUUGCCCAUAACUGAGAACCUAGCCACGGGAUGGCUUUCGGCGAUGAACAAGGAACUUUUUCCCGGUAGAAUUGCUCCUGUUAGGGUAGGUUUAAGUCCUUACCGGGUGGAUUCAGAGGACUUAUCGGGCUCUGGAUACGUUUCCCAGCUCCUGCUUUAACGAUUUACGAGAUAUCUUUGGUGGGUGGAUGGAUCUGGACCUUUGGUGGGUGUAUGGGCCAGACGGGAAGGAUUAUGUUUUAUAGGAUCAAAUAUUCACGGUGUGUUAAUGCUUUGU